Molecule: messenger RNA, 1488 nt
Organism: Trichoplax adhaerens
Lineage: Eukaryota; Metazoa; Placozoa; Uniplacotomia; Trichoplacea; Trichoplacidae
Exons: 12
Coding region: 1-1488 (495 amino acids)
Cellular component (GO): membrane
Molecular function (GO): hexosyltransferase activity
Source: RefSeq, a predicted model, not a curated record
AUGGCAAUUAAUGGAAGAAAUCCUUUACCGAUAUUCCUUGACUGCUCUUUACCUAUGUUAUUACUAUUUUGUAUCAUAGGGUUACUUGCAUGGCCAUUUUGUUACAAUUUCAUUGCUAGCAAUGACGAUUUACUUUUCUUUUCUCAUUUCAAAAACAUGCUCAAUGAAGGAUCGUAUGAUAUGGUUAUUGGCAUAGUGUCCGCCCGUAAUAAUUCAAAAUUAAGGCAGGCUAUUCGAGAUACAUGGCUUGGUGCUUUGAUGACAAAUCAGCAGUUAAUAACCAGAAAAUUUAAAAUAUUAGUAAAGUUCAUUGUCGGCGAUUCUCCAUGUAUGAUUCCUCCGGUAUGGCGGGAAGAUCAAUAUACAUGUCAAAAAAAGAUCAUAAGAAAUUCUUCAGAUGUUCAUUCCGUUGUCCAACUGAAAUCCAACUUUGAAUAUUCUAGAGAUGAGGAUACGAAUCAUUAUUUUUCGUUAGGGAUCCGUUUUACAGUUUACCAUCCUAUUGUUAUUAGUUCACUGGGUAUGAUCAACUUCAAAGAAAAUCGAAAUAAAGGCACAAAAUUGUACUUAUAUGAUGAAAUUAGUCAGCAAACCGUUGCUCAUACCACUUUUAACCAUAAUAAUCCUGGUAGAGUCUUCCAUAACUUUCGUUACAGUGACAUUGGUUAUUAUUUGUUACCCAAAGGAUUCAUUGGGUGUGUCUUUGCUGAAAAUAUUACUAAUGUAGCUAUUUCAAGAAAGCGCUCCGAUUGGAUACUAGAUGAAGGAGAAAAUGCUAUUAAAAUUUUCGAGCUGAAAUUAUAUAAUCAUGACACGAAUGGAAUACCUCGCGAAGAAGAAUUUAUGUUGAAGAGAAGAUUAGUAGACAUCGGCUUAUCUUUUCAAUACAAAAUUAAAGAAGAAGCUACUAUAACAGCGAAUUAUACAGAAGAUGAGUAUAAAGAGUUGUUAAAUGAGGAACGGGAAGCUCUACAUCAGGAAAUGGUUGCAUAUGAUGAUAUUGUUCUUGUGCCUCACAUGGACGUUUAUCGAACUUUAGCAAGUAAAAUGCUCCUUUUCUAUGAUUGGUUAAUGAAAAAUCUCGAAUUUCAGUUAUUCAUGAAAGUAGAUGAUGACUGUUUUGUAAAUAUCAACUCCAUUGUAGAGGCUAUACAUAGUCUUGAUCUACUGGAGAAGCGUAAGUUUUGGUGGGGCAAUUUUCGUUCGAACUGGCCAGUAGAGCGAUUUGGGAAAUGGAGCGAAUUGGACUACAACUGUCCGAUUUAUCCAGCAUUCGCAUGUGGUAGUGGUAGCAUUUUAACAGCUGAUAUCAUCAAAUGGUUGGCAAACAACAGACAAUGGUUGAAACCCUAUCAGGUCUUAUCAUUCAAUUUUAGUUACGGAGAAGAUGUGUCCAUGGGAAUUUGGAUGACUGCUCUUGCUCCGUUGCUGAUUAAAGUAACAAUCACUGAUCUAUUUAUAUUGACACUAACUAAGAAGACUUUGUAA